Molecule: messenger RNA, 2316 nt
Organism: Podarcis raffonei (Aeolian wall lizard)
Lineage: Eukaryota; Metazoa; Chordata; Lepidosauria; Squamata; Lacertidae
Product: taperin-like
Exons: 4
Coding region: 1-2316 (771 amino acids)
Molecular function (GO): phosphatase binding
Source: RefSeq, a predicted model, not a curated record
AUGGAGCCCUCGCUUCUCCCGGAGUGGCAGCGGGCCUUGCUGGCCAAGAAGCGGGCCAAGGCGGCCUCUCUCUCCGGCCUCCUCGAGCUCUACUCGGCCCGGCCGGGAGUCCGGACCCUCCGGGCCGAGCGCAUCGUCAUUGUCGAGCUCCGCGAGGGGGAAGCGGCCUACGGAGGCGGCGACGGAGCGGCGGAGCUGAGGGCCGAGGAGGUGCUGCUCUACCAGCCGGAGCCGGGCCGCGUUCGUCUUCUGAGGCGGCAGUACGAGAAGGAGAAGCUGCGCAUGUCUGAAGGGGAACGGGGCUCGCCGCGCAUGCGCCCCUCGCCGCCACAGAAACCUAUGGACACCAAUCGCCAGAACGGGCAAGAGGAAGCGCCGGGCGCCGCACUGCACAUGCGCGAAAGGCAUGCGGCCACAUUGGAGGACCCUCUGUGCGUGUCCGAAGCGCAAAGGUGGCAGCCGCGCAUGCGCAGCACCUCGCCACAGAACCCUACGGACGCCUCAAGCCGCCAAUCAAACGGGCAAGAGGAAGCGCCGGGCGCCGCUCGGCGCAUGCGCAUGGCGCCCUCUUUGCACACGCCCAAAGGGCAAAGCGGCUCGCCGCGCAUGCGCAAAGGCCGGCGCGUUGCGUCGCUACCUAUGGACGCCUCAAGCCAGAAGGGGGAAGCGGAAGCGCCGGGCGCCGCACUGCGCAUGCGCGGCGGCCAGGACGACAUGCGCAUGUCCGAAGCGCCAAGGCGGGUGCCCCGGAUGCGCGAAGGCCGGCGCAGCGCGUCGCUACGGGUUCAAGAGAAGGAAGCGCCGGGCGCCGCACUGCGCAUGCGCGAUUCGGACACGGAGGCUUCCGGUGGCGCGCUGCGCAUGCGCAGCCAAUACGUGGAGAGGAUCGCCGCCAAUUCCUUCGUCGUGCACCCAAAAGGGCGCCGCGCUAUAGAUCCCAGGGAGGGAUUGGCGGAGGGAGGCGCCCGGCCUGGCGCUACGCUUCCCAGAGGCGGCGCCUGGACGGUGGCGCCGCGCACUAUGGUUCCCAAGGAAAGCGCCUGGGCGCCGGACGCUACGUUUCCCAAACGAACAGCCUGGCCGCCUGCGCCCGGCGCCACGUUUCCCAAACAAGGCGCCUGGGCAACGGCGCCUCAUACUACGCUUCCCAAGGAGGGCGCCCGGGCGCCGGCGCCGCACACUAUGCAUCCCAAGGAAGGCGCCUGGUCCGAUGCUACAGUUCCCAAAGGAAGCGCCUGGGCGGCGGCGCCCGAUUCUACGGUUCCCAAGGCUUUGCCCGACGCUACGGUUCCCAAAGAAAGCGCAUGGCCGCCUUCGCCCGACGCUACAGUUCCCAAGGCUAGCGCAUGCAUGCCUUCGCCCGACGCUACAGUUCCCAAGGCUAGCGCAUGCAUGCCUUCGCCCGACGCUACAGUUCCCAAGGCUAGCGCAUGGCUGCCAUCGCCCGACGCUACAGUUCCCAAGCAUGGCGCAUGGAUGCCUUCGCCCGACGCUACAGUUCCCAAGCAAAGCGCAUGGCCGCCUUCGCCCGGCGCUACAGUUCCCAACGAGAGCGCAUGGGCGCCAUCUGACUGCCGCGCUACAACUCCCAACGGCGCCCUGCCCGCUUCGCCACAUGAGAGCGCCUGGCCGGCGUGCUACGUCUCCCUUGCGCCAAGGGAGCCCCGCGCUACGACUCCCGACCCCGUUGCGCCGCCGCCGGGCGCACGCCUGCGCUACGACUCCCACCCCUUGGCGCCAAACUACAGUUCCCAAGAAGGUUCAAGGGAGCCGCGCGCUACGACUCCCGAGGCGGCGCCCUCCCUCCCGGAUGGUGCGCAUGGCGCCCGGCUGCGCUACAACUCCCGCCGCGCCUUCCAGGUCACGCCAGGCGCCGACCGGGUGCCGGUCACCCUCAUCGACGGCGGCGCUACGGUUCCCCUGGCGCCGCUGGGGGUCCUCAGCCCGCGCCUGGAGGGAUGCGACGUCGCCGCCCUGGGUCCCGGGUUCGAGGAGUUCCCGGCGCCCGGCGCGGAGGGAGACGUAGCGCGCUACCCAAGGGCGGAGGAGAUUGAGGUGAUUGGCGGGUACCUGUCGCUGGAGAGGUCCUGCAUGCGGAAAGGCGGGGCCAGGCGGAGGAAGAAGCUGAAGAUCUCCUUUGACGACCUCCACACCAUGUUUGAGUACCCUUCCGAGACCUCCCUAGAAGGGCAGGAAGAGGAAGAGGAAGCGGAAGAGGAGGAAGAGGAAGAGGAAGAAGAGUACGCCUCCGAGGUGGACCAGGCCCCGCCCCUUCCUGUCGCCAAGAGGAGGAGCAGCGCAGGAAAUCAAAAUUGA